ACCGCAUCAGCCCCCAUACUAAUCAAAAUCAUAAUCCAAAUCAUAAUCAAUAUUCUAAUCUCCUGCUUACAAUCGCUGACAAUCUUUUCAAUUCGAAUCCCAUGCGCUUCAUCGCACGACCAUCCUUUACGAGUAUUUCCCGCCUCACUCGCCCUGCUGCUGCUGCUCACCCGCGCAGACCAACACUGAUAGCCCUCCCCGCCCGCGUGUCUUUUAGAGAGUGUGUGCCUUAUCAACGGAAGAUAGCCACCAUGCCGCCUACUGCUGCGCAACCUACACCCGACUCCAAGCCCAGUGAGCAGCAGCCGACUGCGGGAGCGGAAGCGAAGGAGGAGGCCCCCCUCCCGCCGCUCUCCGCGAAGGAGUUCCGGGUGUAUAAUCGGUUGGCGGAGCAUAUGGAUCAGUUUCACACCCACUUCCGCCACACCUACGCAACCCUCCAAACCGCCUGCGCCCCCUCUAACAAAAAGUCCACCCUGCCCCCGAAAGCCCUAAUCACCCUGGGCCUGGAGUUCUGCCACCACCUCACGGUGCACCACACGAUCGAGGAGCGGCACAUCUUCCCCGUGCUGGCGCGCCGGAUGCCCGAGUUCCGGCGCGAGCUGAGCCUGAUCGGCCAGCAUAAAGUGAUCCACCGGGGGAUGGAUGCGCUGGAGCGGUAUCUGGAGGGGUGUCGGCGCGGGGAAACCGAUCUGGAGCGGGGGGAGGUGAAGCGGUUGCUGGAGGGGUUUGGGACGGUGUUGUUUGAGCAUCUGGAUGAGGAGGUGGACGCGUUGCGGGCGGAGAAUAUGAGAAAGUAUUGGGCUUUGGGGGAGAUGGCGGGGUUGCCUAUGUAAUCUAUCUAUCUUUUGUAGAGGAGGAGGGGAAUUGGGGGA
Molecule: messenger RNA, 875 nt
Organism: Aspergillus aculeatus ATCC 16872
Lineage: Eukaryota; Fungi; Ascomycota; Eurotiomycetes; Eurotiales; Aspergillaceae
Product: hemerythrin domain-containing protein
Exons: 2
Coding region: 252-836 (194 amino acids)
Source: RefSeq, a predicted model, not a curated record